Molecule: messenger RNA, 1356 nt
Organism: Penicillium maclennaniae
Lineage: Eukaryota; Fungi; Ascomycota; Eurotiomycetes; Eurotiales; Aspergillaceae
Product: CaiB/BaiF CoA transferase family protein
Exons: 6
Coding region: 1-1356 (451 amino acids)
Molecular function (GO): catalytic activity
Source: RefSeq, a predicted model, not a curated record
AUGUACACUCUUACUCUGAAUUUUGCCAGACUGCCUCGCAGAUAUCCAUUUACAUUGGCAGUCAAAAUUUCUCUUCGCUUGGGCCUACGUGGGAACCAUACUGACACUACCCAAAUCACACAUAGCGGCCCACUUGUGGGAGUCAAAAUUCUAGAUUUGACACGCGUUCUGGCGGGACCAUUCUGCACCCAAAUCCUCGCAGACUAUGGUGCUGAUGUGAUCAAAGUCGAAAAUCCAAAUGGAGGAGAUGAUACCCGACUCUGGCGCGAAGCUGGAGAAGAAGCUAUAUGGAGACCCGAGGCUUCCAAUACUUCCAUCUAUUUCAAUACCAUCAAUCGGAACAAGCGCUCGAUUGCGGUCAAUCUGAAGACAGAGGGUGGAAGAAAAAUCAUCCUAAGCCUUGUUCGUAAGGUAGACGUGGUAGUGGAGAAUUUCAUUCCCGGAAAAUUGGAGAAGCUCGGCCUUGGCUAUGAUGUUUUGAAAGCUACCAACCCAUCGGUCAUUCUGGCGAGUAUUUCAGGAUAUGGCGCCGAUGGGCCAUAUGCGCAGCGAGCAGGAUACGAUGUGAUCGGAGCAGCUGAAGGCGGCCUACUCCAUAUAACAGGAGAGGCAGAAGGCCCUCCUAUCAAGCCCGGUGUCGGCCUCAUGGACAUGUGUACAGGAUUAUACCUUCAUGGCGCAAUCGUGUCAGCAUUACUCGCACGGGGAAAAACAGGCCUGGGACAAAAGAUUGACACCUCGCUCUUUGAGACGACCAUUUCCAUUCUCUCCAAUGUGGGAAUGUCCUGGAUGAAUCUUGGCAAAGAAGCCCAGCGUUGGGGUACGGGUCAUCCAACUAUCGUUCCAUAUGAGGCCUUCAAAACGAAGGACUCCUUUCUCGUCGUGGGUGCUGUCAAUAGCAGACAGUUUAAGACCCUCUGUAGCUAUCUAGGGAAAGAAGAGCUGGCCAACGAUCCUCGCUUUGUGGACAAUAAAGCCCGUGUUCGGAAUCGUCAAGAGCUUAAGUGCAUAUUGGAUGAUCUCUUCGUCCGGAAGUUGACGGGCGAGUGGGAGACCAUAUUCAAAGGAAGUGGAAUGCCAUAUGGCCCGAUUAACAACAUCGAAAAGGUCUUUUCGCAUCCGCAGACAGUGGCAAGGGGAAUGAUGCAGACAGUCACUCAGGCUGAGGCGAUAUCGGGAAACGUCAAGGUACUCGGAAUGCCUGUGAAAUUUAGCGAGUCGAAACCGACAAUUAGACAAGGGCCACCUUCCCUGGGCCAACAUACCGACGAGGUGCUUCAAGAACUUGGACUGAACCCGAAAGCGAUCCAUGAGCUACGCACCAAUGGGGUGAUUGGAAACAAUCCUACGGUUUGA